UCCGGUGGGCGGAGCUGAAGGGUGUGUGAAAGAAAUGACCACAAAUGUCAAAUUUCUGCAGUGUGCAUGACGUUUGUUGUAGCUAUGAAAUGCUCGUGUGGCUAAUGUUUGGCGAAUAUAUUCCGAUUUGAUUUAUGGUCCAUCCGCGUUUGGCAAGGAAGCUCGCACGGCAUUGACGGCUCAGUGUUGGCAAUUGAUCAUCCUUUUCUUCUUCGAACUUGUCCGCUUUCUCUAGCUAAAUUAGGUUGUUAAUAUAUGUAGCAAACAUUUCUUGCCUUUUGCCUAAUAAUGCAGGUAUGCAUUUAACUGGCUAUAUCGUUUUGUAGCAUGCUUGAAAAUGCAUCUUACUGAGUAAUCGACCAUGUUUUGGUUUGAUUGUCAGCUAGCUAACAUGAUACGUGUUAUUUAGCUAGCCUAGCAGAAGCAGGGAUUUGACUGCGUACCCUGUCCCGUCAGCUAGCUAGCUGUCUUUCUAGUGCGCUUGGCAUUCCAUAGUACACAUUGGGAAUAAAUAGCACCAACAUGUAUGCAAGUCGCAAGAGGAAAAAGCCCCAGAGAAGUGCGAAGCCACCUCCAGAAGGAGCCAAAUCAAACCCUUCCAAGAGGCACCGGGAACGCCUGAAUGGGGAGUUGGACAGGCUGGCCGGUCUGCUUCCUUACCCCCAGGAUGUCAUCUCCAAGCUGGACAAACUGACCAUCCUCAGGCUUUGUGUCAGCUACCUGCGUGUCAAGAGCUUUUUCAAUGUGACCCGACAAUCCACAGCCUCCCAGCGCCCAGAGUGUAAUGUUCUGAAGAAGCAAGACCUUCACGUUCCAGAGGGAGAGCUGUUACUACAGGUGUUGAAUGGCUUUGUUCUGGUCGUCACGGCUGGUGGCACAAUCUUCUAUGCAUCCUCCACCAUCCAGGACUACCUGGGCUUUCACCAGGACCGCCCUUCAGCUUCCAGCCAGCCCUUCCGGAAUAAGCAAAAACACACUGUAGCUAGCACAAACCUUCGGAGUUUGGACAUCGUUUGCCACUAACAUGAAGAAUAGGGUGCAUAAAACAUCACACACAUUUUCCAAACGUUAUAAAAACCCUUCUACACUAAAACGGGUGACAUAUUAGAGAACUGCAACUUGUUAAACGUUACGAUCUUGUGGCUAGCAAGCAGCAACUAACGUUAGCUAGAAUAGCUAAUGUUAGCUAGCAUUGUUCAGCCCAUAGAAACCCAGACAGCUAAUAACUUUAGCUUGCUGACUAUCAACUCGAAAUCGGCCAGCUAAUCAAAUGUAUGUUUUAUUUCAAAUUGAACUAAUUCGCUAAUUAUAGGCUGAACAUUUCCUUAACCCACUAAAGUUAUUCAUUUUCCUUCUUGGAUGUCCUCGAUUUACAUAGUAGGGCAAUGUGAAUCUUACAUGCAUUCUAUCUUGCUAGCUAACUACUACUGUACGACCCAUGUUCAGUUCUGGCAAGUUUCCUCCCUGCUUCCUAAUUUUGCAUGAACAUGAACGACCCUAAACAUGAAUAGAUUACAAAGAUCAGACUACAGCAAGUAUGACCAACAAAACCAAAAGAGAGAUGAGUCCUCUUUUAUCAAGUCAGCCUAGAAUGUCUAAUGUAACAAUUACUACUGUAAAGAUAAAACAGAGCGCAUGUACAACAUUUACUACUGU
Molecule: messenger RNA, 1656 nt
Organism: Salvelinus fontinalis (brook trout)
Lineage: Eukaryota; Metazoa; Chordata; Actinopteri; Salmoniformes; Salmonidae
Product: aryl hydrocarbon receptor-like
Exons: 5
Coding region: 523-1023 (166 amino acids)
Biological process (GO): regulation of transcription by RNA polymerase II
Cellular component (GO): aryl hydrocarbon receptor complex; nucleus
Molecular function (GO): transcription cis-regulatory region binding; protein dimerization activity; nuclear receptor activity
Source: RefSeq, a predicted model, not a curated record